GGACGGGAGUGUCGCGGUGAGCUGAGCCUGGAGUCGGGUGUGUGAUUUAUCCGUCAGACGCGAUGACAGGAGCUGUCUUAGGGGGUUUAUUCCUCUGAUGUUGGAAGGAGAGCAUGGCUUUCAUAAGCGAGCGGCAGCUGACACAGUGGCAUCUCAAGUCCUUGAAGUGGUGCGACUCCACAGCAGUGUUUCCGAGAUAAACCUCUAGAUUAGAUACUAUUAGAAAUCACUGGACUCUGAGUCUUCGCCAUCCAGGGAAACUGUUGCUGAUCGCUUGGCCAGAGGAGCCCAACGUGUAAAUACAAGGGUCAACAUUUUGGACCGGACGUCCAGUCGAUCAGUCGAGUGCAGACGGGAUGAAUCUGUGGAGCUCGGAGUCAGUGCAGGGGGCGCUCAAAGCCCUGAAGCACGCCGCGGGGAGAGGACACCUCCAGCUGAGCCGCUGGCUGCAGCGGACCCCGGACUCACUGGACUGCGACAAGAUCGACAUCUUGAUCUGUAACGUGUUUGACGAGCGAGGGAACGGAGGGAGACCGGAUGCGGACCCCGCGGGUCACACCGAGCCCGGCGCGUCCUUCACUCCCGAGUUCAGACACCCGUGCUGCAUCACCACCUGUUGCUUCAAGAGCGCCCUGCUGGCGUGCGUCCUGACAGCCGUGUGCUUCUCCUCGGUGGCUCUGGUCCGUCAGUACCUGAAGGACGUGCUGCUGUGGGUGGAGAGUUUGGACAGUUUCGUGGGAGCCCUGCUGUUCAUAGUGGGCUUGAUCACGGUGUCGUUCCCCUGCGGCUGGGGCUACAUCGUGCUGAACGUGGCCGCGGGGUACCUGUACGGGUUUGUGUUGGGAAUGGGUCUGGUGAUGGUGGGGGUUUUGAUCGGGACUUUCAUCGCUCAUGUGGUGUGUAAGCGACUGCUGACGAACUGGGUUCUGGGUAAGAUCAGCAGCAGUGAACAGCUGAGUGCUGUUAUUCGGGUCGUGGAGGGGGGAAGUGGACUCAAGAUCGUGGCCUUGGCGAGACUCACGCCGAUCCCUUUCGGUCUCCAGAACGCGGUCUUCUCGAUCACAGACGUCUCCUUGCCAAAUUAUUUAGUGGCUUCCUCAGUGGGACUCCUCCCAACACAACUCCUUAACUCAUAUCUGGGCACCACCCUGCGCACAAUGGAGGACGUGAUCGCCGAACAGAGCGUCAGCGGAUACUUUGUGUUCAGUCUACAGAUCUUCAUCAGCAUAGGCCUGAUGUUUUAUGUUGUACAUCGAGCACAAGUGGAACUGAACGCCGCCAUUGCAGCCUGCCAGUUGGAGCUGAAGACGUCGUACAUGAACGGUGGAGCGGCCAGCCACGGCGGGUCGACCUACUGCAGCAAACGUGCUGCCACAGGAGGGGGGAUCAACGUGGUCUGAGCAGCGUCUUUGCUGCUGAUGAACGUAUUUCAACCCUACAUCCAGUUGGGCUGUCCUGACUGGACGGAUGGAGAUCUGUCUCGCCUGCUUCAGGGAGUCUCGGGAGCUGCUACGGUCCCUGCCAGCUGUUCUAGUUAUGACGGAGGUCUGAUGUGGAGCGGCACCGGACUGUCAAAGAGCCCAGCAUCAGACCCGAAGAUUGGGACCCUGGGCCAGGAUUAUAUGAGAAGCUUAUGAGAUUGACUUGAGAUUUUUGUUAUCUUGGUACUUUUUCUUGAAAAAAAAAAAAAAUUAUGAUACUCAUAUAAAAUUAAAUAACUUUAUAAGAGGUCUGAAGCAUGAAAUUGGUAAAUUAAUUAAAGUAAAUGUUAUAGAAUUGUAGUUAUUAAAGAGGGCCCAACUAAUAUAUCAGGUUAAUAUGCUUAAGAUGUUUGCUUUAUUAUUCAUCUAAAAUUAUUUCUUCUUAUUGAAAGUUUGUAUUUUAUUUUUAUUUUAUUUUUUUAUGUAUGUCUAGAGUAAGAAAAACAUAUUAUCAGUCAGUACCACCUGGAUAAAAUUGUGGCUUUUGCCAAACUGGGAACACAUUUGCUACACUGGAACAGAUGGGAGGGAAGGAACUUUUCUUAGCUGGAUAUUUAAGGACGUCCUGCCAAGAAGCUUUAGCACAGCAUGAUAAGCUCAGCGGUGUGAUCGUACUCGUUUGAUUUCUCAUUCUCAUAUUGAGAGGACUGAAACUCUGCCUUCUUUGUGUUAUUUAACCAAAUGCUUUAUUACAGGGCUGUUACAUCACUUCUGUUCAUUUAUUCAUCGUUAGAAUAAUUCAGAACGUUUGCACACAUGGAAUUUCACAAACUGAAUAAGUAAGAUGCAAUGCUGAAAAGUGAUUAUUGUGAAUAUAUUCUAUAUAUUGAAUAUAUGAAGUUUGUAGAAUUAUAUAAAUGUAUUUAGAUGAAUAUUUUCCCAAAUUAGAGGAAAUGUAUAUAAAAAAGGGAAGCAUUGUCAUAUGUUAGUACAUUACUAUUAUUCUUAUGUAAUGAAUGCUGAAGGUCCAUGUUAUUCACAUCAGUUUAAUGGUUGUUGGCACUGUGCUAAAAUGGCUCACAAUUGCCUACAAUGCAUCUUUUGCAAAAAUGCACACUAGUGAAAACUCGGCUCAAAGCCUCCACAGCUCAGUAACUCAUGGUGAGUGCAGAGAGAACCGCUAAAAUAACUGAGAAAACUACAACCGAAAUGUUAUUCGACGACUCUGGUCAUGGUAAUGUCUGUCAUUCCCUCCUUAGAGAUUCCCCUAAUUAGAAACAAAAGACUCCCGAGCAUUGACUGACGUAUUUGGGUCCCAGUUAUAUAAUUUAGCACAGGCUUCUGCUAACGAGCUCGGAGCCGCGGUGACCUCACAGCUUCCACACCGGGAACAUGAAAUCCCUCCAUGCAGGGAACUUCACACAAUCCUGCUGCUUUGUUUGAUUUGUCUCCUCAUUACCUUCUCCCAUGCUCAAUGACACUGUUGUGCUGUUUGACAUGAAAUUAUACGGUAAAUCCAGAUGUACAUGCUGUAAGUCAGUGUGGAGAUGGAAAAGACUUUGAUUUAAGGGUUUGAUUUUGUCAUUUUUAGCUCUUUAUUUUUUUUUUACUUUUUUUUUAUAAAUUGGAAAUGCAUGCUAUCAAUGAUGGAUGUCUCAUUAGCUGAAAUGUACACUUGGUGGGUGGUGACUUCAUUCUCAGUGUCAUUUGAGACUCACAGUUUGGUUUACAGCAUCAACAUUAGAGCGUCAUCGUAAAUCUGACAAUCAGUUGAACAGCGAUGCGCUGCUUAUUCUGAAAAACCAUCUCAUCUUACUCUCCAGUUAUAGUUUUGCUGCUACUCUUAGACUGUUGGGUCUGCUGACAAGGGCUCCAAUUAAUAUUGCAAUUUUACUACAAAGUAAUGUACACCAUUUCGUGUUUUGUUUCUUACAUGGAGAGUGUGCCAAUAGAUUUUCUAACAAGUUGUUGCAUUUAUUUUGAAAAGUGCAGGUGUAACUGUGCACAAAUUGACACAUUCUUUAACUUAAAAAUGGGAUGAAUGGUUUUAUGAAUUUUUAUUUCUUUUUUUUUGAUCAAGGAAAUGGAAAAGCCCCUCUGUUUUCUGAAUUUAGCAAUAAAUAAAAACCGAACAUGCUGACUCACCGUCUGAGUUACAUUGUAGAGAUCCAACAGUCCUGGUCUUGUGUUACGAUGUCAACCUGCCUUGUACCUCUUGCUGCCUAAGACGUUGAAACGGGACACUUGCCUGCAGUGUGUUCAGACUCUUCAUUCCAGCAGGCAUUGGGUUGUGAUAACUGAAAAACUGAAGAUUCUUGGGAUUUCAAAUGCAAACAGAAUCGAAAUCUAACAAACUACAAAAAAUAAAUGAUCAUUUGAGGAUAUGUAUCAGUGCUUUGUCUUAUAUUUCCAGUUUGAUAUGCAUCAGUGCGUAUAAUAGCAAAGGAGUCUUGCGAGGUUCUUGCAAACCUUAAUCUGAGAUUACAGCACAUUAAAAAACAAAACAAAAAAAAUUUUCAAAUGUAAUUUCAGAUUAGGGCACAUCAGGUACUAUACUAAAACCUCUUGACCCCUUUGACAAGUGCAUUUUACAUACACUGUAUUUUGUAAUACAGAGAAUUUUGCAAUGUAAAUUAAUAUUUAUUGCUGUAUCAUGCUUGUUCAGUGUUAUUUAUGAAAUAAAACUAUUGAAAAGAGACACA
Messenger RNA from Carassius auratus (goldfish), 4123 nucleotides. RefSeq names its product transmembrane protein 64. The coding region runs from base 357 to 1400 and encodes 347 amino acids. NCBI's taxonomy places the organism in Eukaryota, Metazoa, Chordata, Actinopteri, Cypriniformes, Cyprinidae. Gene Ontology annotation, cellular component: endoplasmic reticulum. The record is from RefSeq and is a predicted model, not a curated record. The transcript has 3 exons. Gene Ontology annotation, biological process: regulation of cytosolic calcium ion concentration; positive regulation of osteoclast differentiation; positive regulation of bone resorption.